Dibothriocephalus latus is the source of this 2343-nucleotide messenger RNA. The record is from the annotation of a GenBank genome assembly. Lineage: Eukaryota; Metazoa; Platyhelminthes; Cestoda; Diphyllobothriidea; Diphyllobothriidae.
CUGGGUCAUGAUCACCCGAUAAUGGAACAUCGUCUGGUGUCCCACCUCUAUCACUGCCCAAUCGACAUUACUGAAGUUGAAGGCGAAGCGAGUCUCCACGCACUCAACGGGUUCAUUUUCAUCGUCUCCUGCGAUGGAGAGGUCUUUUCGGUGUGCAAAACCGUGGAACAUUACCUGGGAUUCCAUCAGUCGGACAUUCUUCAUCAAAGCGUCAUGGAGCUUAUCCAUUCAGAGGACAGGGAGGAAUUUCAGCGACAACUUUCCUGGCAAGCAAUGCUACCUGGCGAGCACCGCAACCUCACACUGCAAGAAGUCAUAUCGCCAGGUGAGAACGCUAAUCAACGUUAUCUACUGCAGAAGGAGUUGCCUGCCUGUCUGACUCUUACAGUCACCUGCUCCAGCGAUGCUUCACCGUCCGCUUUCGAUGCCUACUGGACAACACUUCCGGCUUCAUCCCUGGAUGGUUCACAGCGAGAGGCCUCCUUCAAGACGAAACACACCCUUGAUCUCACAAUCACAAGCAUGGAUUCUCGCGCGCAAACACUCUUUUACUUCUCUGGGAAGGAGAACUCUAAGGUGAAAAUUUACGACCUUAUUCAUCCGGACGAUCUUCAGUACGUGGCCAAAGGACACAGUGAAGUUUGUGAAACUGGGUCGAUUGGUCUUCUCGCGCAUCGAUGGCUCUCCAAGAACGGCAAUUGGAUCUGGUUACAAUCCCGACUCAAGGUUGUCUACAAGAACAACAAACAGGACCGCAUCAUUGCAAUUCACCGAAAACUUGAUGAUUCCGAGGGCAACGAGCUCUACUAUCGACGUAAUUCGGAGUAUAAACUGCCUUUUCCCCUGCUGGAACCUGAGACCCUACUUUCGGAGGACGAUGCCUCAGACUUCUGCACUGACACAACAGUUGAAGGCAGCAACGGCGCCACUGCCACCGGCCCUGCCUCCACACAACAAGAGCAACAUUCCCCAGACAGCUCGAAGGCCUCUACUUACAAGGAGAUUAAAUCCCUCUAUCUGGAUGACAUUCAGGAAACAGCAACAAUUAACUCCACACACGAGGUAACCGAGGCCAACAGACGGAAGCUCUGGGAAGACUUUCCAAUAUCUGCGUCACAGAAGGAAGCCAGCGAGACGGCAGCAAGACUAACCACUGGGCCGAAAAUAGACUCGACAACCAACAACACUCGCAACGGCGGCGGUGGUCUAGGUAGUGGUGGCAAUACUCAUCGUCGUUUCCGCAACCAGCUGAAAAAUUACUUGCAGACUACCAGACGUCGUAAGCCUCAGCUGAAGUCAGCAACCGCAAACAAGGCCGGUCGACCUGUUCCUCCCUAUGGUGUACGAGGCACUAAGCAGGCGGGAGACAGCGACAACGGCAGUGCCAACAACAACAACAACAGUAGCUGGUACGCCUAUCGAAACCUUCUUACGCGAAACCCCGCUCUGGGAUUUUUCGGAGUGCCUAGAAGCUCCAGCCGAAAUCCGCCCGCUGUGCAGACAGCAGAUUCACGCCUCUCCGAAUACUCCUUCUUCCAGCAAACCUACGCCUCCUCCUGCGGAUACCCAAAUCAGUUGGUUCGAGGAUACGAGGCUGGUCAGACGUCACCUCGAGUCUGGGACUUAGAGACACAUGGGGGCCUGCGGCGGAAACGAGAAGCUGACUUCGAUCUCAGCGCUGAAGUGAUGUCGGCGAUGACGGCAGAUCAGCAGGCUCUCGGCUACUCCGCCGCGCAUCCUCAGUACAAUCCCCUAAUCCACGGCAUGAAUGGUGACUACAGUUCGGCCUAUGAGGCGUAUUCAGCUGCUGUGGCAGCUGCAGCUGUAGUCGCUGCAGCCAGCGGACAGAACCAACAGGAAUACGGUUGCCCCGGUUCCGUCACUCAGUCCCCCGACUCGGAAACCCUGCAGAACGAACGUCUCUACGAAGGGGCAACUCGCUGUCGCCUUUCCUCUUCUUCCUCCCCUGCCUCGGCCAAUUCCUCUGCUUCGGUCACGGGUGCCGUGCCGGAACAAACGAUUGAUGCGGAAAACGAGGCGCUACGACUAUUUAAGGUUAAUGGAAGAUCAUCUCAGCCCUGGUUUUCGCAUCUCGGCUCAUUUGCUGCCAACUCGGGGCAUGGCGAGAAUGAACAGGGACUUUAUACUAACUUUUCUGGCUCAACGUCCGACAGCACAACAAGAGACGCAUCCUGUUACAUCCCCGAGCUCUCCAACCACAAUAUCUACAAUGAAAGCCUGCUUCCUUGGACACAUUUUGAGAACCGGCAGACCAUCUGCAUCGACGACGCCAGUUUAUGCGAUGCCUCCAGAUACCAGCUAGGCUUCACUGCAACCACGUAG